AUGGCCCCCGCCGAGAGAUCCUGGCACCUCGGACGCUUCCCUGCGGACGAGGUGGCCCCGACGGAGACCCUCCACGUCAUGCGCCUGCAGCGGCUCCGCCUCCGCCGCGCGGCGGAGGGAUGCCUCGACCCCAUCACCGAGGAGGACGACUACGCUGGCACCAGCAGCAGAAGCAGCACCCAAGACGACGACCUCGUCCUCGCAGGCUCACCCAGCGCACACAACAGCUGCAGCAGUACCACCGUCGACCUUGCCCAAAGUCGCCGCUGA
Triticum turgidum subsp. durum (durum wheat) is the source of this 270-nucleotide messenger RNA. NCBI's taxonomy places the organism in Eukaryota, Viridiplantae, Streptophyta, Magnoliopsida, Poales, Poaceae. The record is from the annotation of a GenBank genome assembly.